AUGGCAUUCACCAAGGUCACCCUGCCCCUCCCAACCGAGGUCUGCGAGGUGGUUUACGAACGGCUCUUCUCGUCGUUGGAACCGACCUUGACCCUGGGCAUAGUCAGCCCAAUAUACCCCCGGGACAACUCUGCCCUCGCACUGCUGGGCGUCUCAAGACGAACGCGCCAACAGUCCGCCUACCACCUCCUCCGGCACUUGAGGCUCUCGGUAGACUCCAGAAGCCUCCACUACUACCUGUCCAAGCCGAGAAGCGUCCCACUGCCGAUCUGGGAUGUCCGGCAACUCACCAUCCGCAUGGGAGCGGCCAAAUCUUUCUCCUGCCCAGCCACGGUAUUCAGGAAAUUCCCUAACCUGAAGAAGCUCACCAUCAACCUGGAGCUGUCGACAUUGGCCACGACACUGUGCCAAUCCGACCGGCCAGCUGACCGCGGUCUGUUUCACCACAUGCUUGUGAUAGCAAUCAAGCAACUGAAACGGACCUAUACCAACACUUCGGAUCUGGUUCCCGCCUUUGCAGCCAUGGCAGAGGCCAAGAAAGUCGAGUUGGAACUGGUCUUUAGCGGGGCCAAUCUGCCGACAAUCACGACCGACGUCGUCCUGGAAAAGGUCCGUCUCAGUGACGGCAAGGGUGUUCACGACCAGGACCUAAGCGGCGCCAACGAUGGCUGGUGGGACAGGCAUUUCGAGCGUUGCGUUGGCGCUCUCGCCCAGGCUAAGGCGCAAGCCGAGGAAAAUUUGGAGUCAAUGGUCAAUCUACGUGCCACGCCCGAGUAUGCUCCGUUGGCGCUGUUCGGAGACGACGUUGCUGUUGGUGGCGAGAAGCCCAGCAUGACCUUGUCCUUGAGGCCAGCCACGAACAGCAGUCGGUGGAUUCGGGUGGGCGAAGACAGGAAUGGCCCACCUCACUGGUGGUGA
Messenger RNA from Cyphellophora europaea CBS 101466, 918 nucleotides. RefSeq lists its product as uncharacterized. NCBI's taxonomy places the organism in Eukaryota, Fungi, Ascomycota, Eurotiomycetes, Chaetothyriales, Cyphellophoraceae. The record is from RefSeq and is a predicted model, not a curated record. The coding region runs from base 1 to 918 and encodes 305 amino acids. The transcript has a single exon.